Molecule: messenger RNA, 3478 nt
Organism: Glossina fuscipes
Lineage: Eukaryota; Metazoa; Arthropoda; Insecta; Diptera; Glossinidae
Gene: Caf1-180
Product: chromatin assembly factor 1 subunit A
Exons: 4
Coding region: 369-3332 (987 amino acids)
Biological process (GO): nucleosome assembly
Cellular component (GO): CAF-1 complex; nucleus
Source: RefSeq, a predicted model, not a curated record
AAUGAAACUUCUACUUUUGUAGUACAUUACGAUAAUGCUGACAUAUACAUUAGUAUUUAUUUUUGGUUAAGUAUUACUUUUGGUGAAGUGUAUUCAUAUGGUAGUACUAAUUUUGAUGAUAUGCUUACGUGUAUCUGACUUUUGCUCUUGAACAAUGUAAAUAAGUUUUACUGAAACAAUAUGGUUACACAGAAUAUAUCUGGCAACAUAGUUUUAAUCGAGAAUCGCGCUUUUUUCUGAUAUUUUAAGAAAUUUUUUCUUUAUGUUUUUACAUAAACCUACAAAGUAAAGCGACAUAAAUCGUAAAAAUUAUUGCCAAUUUUUCAAUUAACGAGUCAUUAAAAAGCCUAAUCAUUUACUUGUAAACAAUGUCUCAUUCUACCAAAAUUGGUGGCCAGUCAAAUAAGAAAAAUAGGGAAAGUUGUGAAAGCACCAGUGAGAAAAAAUUAGUACAGGCAAGAUUACCAUUUAAAGUGCUAGUUGAUAGGCCUUCAACAUCAACCGAACUGAAAGCAGCUGCUUCCUUAACAAUAACAGAAAUGGAAAAUGAUACAAUUCUUACGGACGCAAGCAAACGUAGGCUUUCUUUUGAAUCGGAUAUCGAGGUAUACGGUACAACGAGCAAUCAUGAGCAUAACUUGAGCAAAGAAAACGUGAACAUGGGUUCGACAAGUAAAAGGAGUAAGACUUUGAUUAUCAAAAGUGAAGAAGUACUGCCAAUUGAAGGCAGCCAGGAAAACUUAUCAUUGAUAUCUAAUAAAAAAAGUGUUCCGAUUCGUACUCCUAAAGGGCAUAGCAGUAAAAAACGCGUUAAUGUUACGACACCACAAUCAGUUAAAGUUCAGAUGGGCAAAAGCAAUAGUUCUCCAAAACUGCAAAUUAAAUUACUACUUAGUGGUGGUAAAAAAAGUAAAAAAAGGAAAUUAAAAACACGCCUCGAAGGUAGCAGUAAAUCUGAAGCAAAUGACGAAAUUGAAGUAGUUUCAGGUUUGAAUCCUUCGAAAAAAGCUAAAAUAGAUAUGGAAGAGGACACGUUUCUUAAAACUGAAACUGAAUUAAAAGAGGAGGUUAUCGAAUUGGAUUCUGAAUAUGAAGAUUUGAAUAAGGAUAAGGAGGAUUCUGAAAACGUUGAAGCGGAUGAUGAAAGAGACGAUGCUGAUGUCAGUCAAAAUGGAAAAGUACUUAUAUGUGUAAACGAGGAAAAAGCAAAAGUAGAAUCACUUAAUAGCGUUGCAGUGUUAGAGGAUUUUGUUGGGAUUUCUACUAAUAUUAUAAAUAAAAAUAAAGGCUUAACUACCAAACAAAAGAGACUAGUGGAGCAGCGUCGCAAAGCCCGUGAAGAAAAGGAACGCAAAUUGCAAGAUGCGAAAAGACGAAAACAAGAGGAAAAAGACGAGAAAGAGCAAAAAAAACGAAAGGAGCGCGAAGAGAAAGAGGAGCAGAAACGUAAAGAACGCGAUGAGAAGGAACAAAGACGUUUAGCUGAUUUAAAUGCGAAGAAUGAAGAAAAACGUAAACGUAACGAAGCCAAAGAAGAGGAACUUCGUAAGAAGGAAGAGGAACGCAAACGUAAAGAGCAGGAAAAGGAAGAAGCCGAACUUAAAAAGAAGAAAGCAGCCGAAGCCUUUACAAAAUUCUUUCUCCCUAAGGCAGCCAUCAGUAAUCCUGGCACUUCUUUAACAUAUUCAGAUAAUAAUAUAGUUGAAAUCUUGGCAUUUCAACCAUUUGAAAUUAAGGGCGAUAUGAAAUUGGCGCCGGUUUUUCGGAAAAUUCUUACUACAGAAUCUCGUGAAAAGCUUGAUUCUCUGCAGAGAACAAAGGAAUUCUUGUCUGAAGAUCGAUUAUAUUUGGCCACGUUGCGUUCGGGUGAAGUAUUACCUAGUAAGUGGAUUCGAGAGCCUGUAGAGACAGAUGAUGAUUUCAUAAUCGUAGAAGAUGAACUUGAUAAAGUGGGUGAAGCAAUUAUUGAGGAAGGUGUUAUGCAUGGGCGAGAACGCAUGCGAGCUAAAUUUUAUAAAUUUCAUGAUAAUCGAAGGCCACCUUAUUAUGGAACGUGGCGCAAGAAAUCAACAGUUGUGAAACCCCGCAGGCCAUUUGCUGAAGAUAAGAAAAUCUUUGAUUACGAAGCGGACUCAGAUGAUGAGUGGGAAGAAGAAGAACCCGGUGAGUCUUUGGACGGCAGCGAGGAUGAAAAAGACCGAGAAUCCGAGGAUGAUGACUAUGAGGUAGAUAAUAAAUGGUUUGUACCGCACGGACACUUAAGCGAGGAGGAAAUGCAAAAUGAGGAUGAAUGGAUGGCGGACGACGAUAAUACACGACAAGCGCAAAAAUUUAAACUGCAAUUGCUUCAGCAGGAAUUUUCUCAGCAAAUGAAAAAGAAAACUGAGAAAAUUAAGCCUCGACUCAUUGGUUGCGUAUGGGUCGACGAGAAUGGCAAUCAACCGGAGAAUUGUGUAAAAAUAAUUUGGGAUAGCCUGCAAGUACGGACCAUGUUAUGCAGUGAACCGAUUGUAAUUGAAGCCCAACAGUCGGAAAUAGAGCGCUCAGAGCCUUUGUCGCCCAUGGCUGUUACAGUUGAAAAGUUAAAACCAAUAUCUCUCUCAGAAGAAAUGGUAAAAAGUUUGGCUCGUUUAAUACAUGGCAACAAACAUUCGAAAAAUUUUCUCAUUAAUGAAUACAUAGCUUAUGUUGAGAGGACGGAAGAGGCGGUCAAAAACGGUGAUGUACGUAAACCGCUAAAAUCUAUGGUACGAGACAAAAUCGACGAAAUUGCUGUGUGGAAAGCUAUGGAAACUAUUGAAAGCACUCAGGAUUCAGUUUCAGCGAACAAUAAUAAUAGUUAUAAGAAAAAUAAAAAGAAAAAAAUCAAAAAGAAACUUUGUUGGGUAGUAGCGCAAGCGGUUUUAGAUAAAAUGGGUCUACAGCACUUGGACUUAAAAAAUGGCUGGAAUUAUACCCUAGUACCUAAAUUAAAAAAUACGCAUGGAACAGAGACGAUUACCCAACUAAAUGAAAGUACAUUUUUGCAGGAUGGUAACAAUGAAGACGGCCAAGCCAGACAUGGCAAACAUCAACCUGUCCAAGUAAAGCUCAAAGAUCACUCCUUAAAACGAAAUGUCGCGGAAAAAAUGAAACAGCAAAGCACAGAGAAGAAAAAGAUGCCACUACUAAUGGCAACGCCAAGAGAGCAAAAAAUCUCCACCGCAGCUAAGAAUAAUUCAAUCAGUCAAUUUCUGCAAAAACCCACGAAUCCCAAGCCAUCGAAUAAAUUGAACACAAUGCUAACAUCCGAUUCUUUAGAUAAGAGUGCCAAGAUGGUGGUCCUGGAUUAGAAAGUGAAAAUUAGAAAAACAGAUUUGGCGCUUAGAUUAGGCGCACGAUUUUGCACUUUGCCUUUAUAUUCUACUUCGAAAGUCCUUAUUCCUCGAAAGAAAUUUUAUAUAUAACUAUCGAAAAAUUAAAAUGAUUGCAAUGUUGG